AUGGCCGCACGUGAGGGCAUCAGCGGCGUUUUCCGAGGGAGCGUCCAGGCUUGUAGCACUGAGGCUCGUGGCCAGGUCAGCGGGCGUCUCGGCCAAGUCUCGCCUGUGAACCUCACGGGCCCGGCCAAGUCACGGCCUGAAAAGAGAAUUCGAGCGCCCAAGAGCGCCCACCUCCAGAGUGCUCCUCCCCGAAGCACCAGCUCUUCCAAUAAUAUCAACCCUUUUCGCCUCCAGAGCACGCCAGAAAUGCCUCUUUAUCAACUAACAAGACACUGGCUCAACGAAAGACACGCCCCCGACAUCUUACCCGUGCAGGAGCCGCUCAGCCAUCUCAGGCGCCAGUCAGAAGCCGUUCACCUCCUUCCUGGUGACCCUUCUUCGUCCGACAAAGAACAUAUCCGGAUUAUGCUCGUGCAGACGGAAAUUGAACGUGUCAAGUUUAUCAUGAUGUCCAUACGAGGUUGUUCAAGGUAG
This is a messenger RNA of Laccaria bicolor S238N-H82, 474 nucleotides long. RefSeq lists its product as uncharacterized. Bases 1 to 474 code for a protein of 157 amino acids. NCBI's taxonomy places the organism in Eukaryota, Fungi, Basidiomycota, Agaricomycetes, Agaricales, Hydnangiaceae. The record is from RefSeq and is a predicted model, not a curated record. The transcript is spliced from 5 exons.